Pelobates fuscus (common spadefoot toad) is the source of this 2605-nucleotide messenger RNA. It is a transcript of the gene TMEM259, whose product is annotated as transmembrane protein 259. Lineage: Eukaryota; Metazoa; Chordata; Amphibia; Anura; Pelobatidae. Gene Ontology annotation, biological process: response to endoplasmic reticulum stress; positive regulation of ERAD pathway. The coding region runs from base 224 to 2119 and encodes 631 amino acids. Gene Ontology annotation, cellular component: endoplasmic reticulum. The transcript is spliced from 12 exons. The record is from RefSeq and is a predicted model, not a curated record.
CGACAGCAGGGGACAGCCGGAAGCGGAAGAGACACCGGAAGUUGCCUUUUGAGAGGACUCUGUGAACCCCGGAGGAUUCAGAAGUACCUUCUCAAUACUGACAGGGCGAUAGCAAGCCUUGGCUGUCACAUUAGGCAGGCAGACGUUUUACACUUGGAGCCACCCGGCUUAAGCCCAGGCUCAUACAAGGUCAUCACAUGACUUAAACCCAGGAUCCCUCAGGAUGUCUGAAAACCAGGGGAACGUCCCUCUAAAUAACACAAAUGGAAACCGAGUACGGACCCCCAACUUAAACCAGAACCCGCUAAUCAAUGUACGUGAUCGUCUCUUCCAUGCAUUGUUCUUCAAGAUGGCGGUCACAUAUGCAAGACUCUUCCCACCGUCCUUCCGUAGAAUUUUUGAGUUCUUUGUGCUGCUCAAGGCCCUUUUGGUGCUGUUCAUCCUGGCUUACAUUCACAUUGCCUUCUCACGCUCUCCCAUCAACUGCCUUGAGCAUGUGCGAGAUAAGUGGCCCCGAGAUGGCAUCCUUCGGGUUGAAAUUCAAUUGAACUCAAGUCGUGCACCGAUUUUUCUGCAAUUUUAUGAUAGUGACACUUUUCCGGGGCUGGUCAAGGAGUCUCUUGGGGAGGAUGAAGAAGAGGAGGAAGAAGAGAUGACAAUGGAUAUGUACCAGAACAGUUCCAUAAAGUUUGAAUUGGAUAUAGAACCCAAAGUGUUCUUGAAGCCAUCUCUAGAGAGUGUAACAAGGGCUUCAGACAACCAAAGUCAGGCUCUGUCUUUCAGUGAUGCUGCCAGCAAAGUGUGGCCGCAAGAAGAGUAUAUUGUAGAAUAUUCUCUGGAAUAUGGCUUUCUACGGCUGUCCCAGAGCACGCGGCAAAAACUCAACAUUCCUGUCAUGGUUGUUACACUUGACCCCACCCGAGACCUGUGUUUUGGGGACCGAUUCAGCCGUUUUCUUCUAGAUGAAUUUUUGGGAUAUGAUGAUAUUCUCAUGUCAAGUGUUAAGGCCUUGGCUGAAAAUGAGGAGAACAAAGGAUUCCUAAGGAAUGUGGUUUCAGGAGAACACUAUCGGUUUGUCAGCAUGUGGAUGGCGCGCACCUCAUACCUAGCUGCCUUCGUCAUCAUGGUUAUAUUUACACUCUCAGUCUCCAUGCUGUUAAGAUAUUCUCACCACCAGAUCUUCGUCUUUAUUGUGGAUUUACUGCAGAUGUUAGAGAUGAAUAUGAGUAUUGCGUUUCCAGCUGCUCCACUACUCACUGUGAUCUUGGCCCUUGUAGGGAUGGAAGCCAUCAUGUCCGAAUUCUUCAACGACACCACCACUGCUUUCUACAUUAUCUUAAUUGUGUGGCUUGCUGAUCAGUAUGAUGCGAUAUGCUGCCAUACCAACACCAGCAAGAGACACUGGCUCAGGUUUUUCUAUUUGUAUCACUUUGCAUUUUAUGCGUACCAUUAUCGUUUUAAUGGGCAGUACAGCAGUCUGGCACUUGUUACAUCUUGGCUCUUCAUUCAGCACUCUAUGAUCUAUUUCUUCCAUCACUAUGAGCUGCCUGCUAUCCUGCAACAAAUCCGCAUCCAAGAAAUGCUUCUUCAGAACCAGCAGGUGGGCCAGAACCAAACAAGCCUUCAGGAUAAUCUGAACAACAACACAGCCUCUGAGCCAGCAGGAGCAACUUCCCCACCUACACCGGCAGUUCCCCUUCAGCCUCCCACAGCCAAUGUCCAUCACACAUCCUUAGAUGACAGCUCUGGUUCCUCUGUUGGGGUCUUGAGUGAUACCAUUGUGAAUGUUCUCACACCUGCAGCACAGCCUAUGGAAGCUGCGAUCCAUGAUGCAUUGCCUUCUAGAUUUGAGGAGCCAAAUCAAGAGGCUCCUGGUAGUGAUCCUACAAUUUCUGAUAUAGCUGCACUGACGCAAACAGGAGAUCCUCCCCCUAGUUUGCUAAAUAAUGUCCACAAAAAUAAGACUGAAACACCUGAGGUGGGGGCAACUUCUCAUACAGACUGCAGCCCUUUGAUAUUCCCAGCAACUGUCCUUGAGUCAGAGCAGGACCGUAUCACAACAGCAGAUUCUAUAGUGCAAAGUGCACAAGAUACAGUGAAUCUUAUGGGAGACUCUUGAGUUUGUCUUUGCAUUUAAAAUAUUCUGGCGUUGCUCCUGACAGCCGGAAAGAGUGUACUGCCCAUAGUGAGGAGUCAUUCUCUAAGCAUUAAUGGACCAGGGGCCUACAGCACAUGGACACCAGUGCAUGUGUGUGUUGGGUUACAUGCAAACACUGACUGCAGUUGCUUUAGUUCAUUCAUUUGAUUAUCUCACAGGAUGUCUCCUAGGAACUAAAAUAUAUGAAAUCUAUCAAAGAAGAGUUAUAUCUUGGUACAGAAACCUUGGAGUGCAUUUAAAUAAAAUGUAUAUGUUAUACAUGGACACUUGCGCAGUACCAUAAAUUCUGAGCCCAUCCCUGUAUUUAAUGCUUCAGGCUGUAAACCGCAUACAUGUUCCUUUACAAAUAUUUACAGUCCAUAAAAUUUGGCAACCACACAAACGUUUUAUUUUUUGUGUUUGGAUAGGCCAUUCCUUUUCAGAGCCAUGCUGAAUUUUCAAUAUCGU